Messenger RNA from Caenorhabditis sp. 36 PRJEB53466, 1828 nucleotides. Lineage: Eukaryota; Metazoa; Nematoda; Chromadorea; Rhabditida; Rhabditidae. The record is from the annotation of a GenBank genome assembly.
AUGGCGUCCACAGACGAAGAGCGAAAAGAGGUUUCGUUUAGAAAGCGAGUGCUCACAGCAAUCGAAACACUGACCGAAGUUGAGAAUAUAUCCGAACUGCAGACACAUGUAAGGCGCAAUGAACUUGAGGGAAUAAAACUGUACUGAAUUCAGUUGCAAUACCUUCACAAUCUGGCUUGGGAUGAAGUUAUUGAGGAGCGGUUUCUGAGCAAACAGUGUGGAUUCCCAACCUGCUCACAAAUUCCGCCCCAGAAGAAACGAAAUCAACUGUACCAGAUUGACAAGAAGGAAAAGAAGGUAUGAUAAACAGAGCAGUUUGAGACGCUCACAAAAUUUUCAGAUUUACGAGUUCUGCAAGCAGCGAAGUAAAUUCUGCUCGGAACAGUGCUACCACAAGAGCGUCUUCAUUCGGAACCAACUUGAGGAGCAACCGCUAUGGAUCACCGGUUAUUGUGAGCAAAGAAUGAGUUAGGAAAUGAUCUAUGGGCACUAUGAUAGCUCUGAUUUCAGAGAAAAAGUUCGAACUUCCGGAUAAAACGUUCGCAAGUCCAAAGAACGAAACGGAGACGGCUUCUGAGCCAGACCCUGAAUCCAUUGAAUUUGUUACUGAUACGGUUUGAAAUAAAUUCGCUUACAGACAAUCAUUUUUUGAUUUCAGAUAAUUGCAAAAGUGAAAGGAAUGAAGUUGAAAGAAGAGUACGAGGAGCCGAAAGUGGCAGAUGAAGAAGAAGCUGAGCUGCAACCAUACAAACUGACGGACGACGACAAGGAUUUCAUCCGAUCAAUACGUCAAUUCAAAGCCACAAACUUUGGUGCUCCGUCGGCAGUUCCAAAGAAACAGUCAGCAAAAACGAAGCUGACGGCAAUAAAUCAGAAGAAAGAGGAGGAGAUUUUGGAGAGACUCCGAGCCAAAUACGGCAACAAGAACGCGAAACAGAAGAAGCCGCCGGUGAUUAUUGAGGCACAGCCGCUGAUUCAGAGAGCAUCCGUCGAGGAACAAUCAAAGAAGACUGUUCAAUGGAAGGACACGUGGCUCACCGACCUUAUCAAGUAAACCUCAAGAGUGUUCUGCAUGCAUCAACUUAUUUCCUCUUCAGAUCUUGGUUCACUCCGGAAACUCGUCAGAUGAUUCGGGAAGGCGCACGACCUGUGGGCGGAGCAGCCGAGCAGAUUCUCAUGGACUUUCUUUCCGGAAAGAAAGUGGAAAGUACGGUGAAUCUGCCCAAUCUGGACAAGUACAAUGUGAGGGAAAAGAGACUCAACAUCUAUUUGCAAUCCGUCCGGAAUCAGUGAGCGGGAGAAUCUGCGUAGCUUUUCGAAACAGUAUUUCAGUUGGCUCGAACUGGAAGCCCUUCUCCACGUGACUCCCACUCGGAGGGACCUUCUCAGUCGUGUCGCCGCCACUUUCAACCUCAAUUCGGAAAAUAUCGCCGGAUGGAAUAAACGGGAGAUAAAUCAGAUCGUACUCGCUCUGUUCCUCACGUGAGAACUUUCGCUUCAUAUUAUAGCGACAUUUGACUGCAAUCGCGCUCUAACAUAAUUCCACGUAAAAACACGGCCGCCACCGCGACCUUUUCUAAUUAAGCACUGAAUUCACGUGGUGUGCAGUAGAGCGAGAUUGCAGUCAAAUGCAUCGCUAAUAAUAUUCCUACUUCAUCUCAUUUUCAGAGUGUCUCUCAUUGAUGUUGAACUCGGCGAUGAGUACUUCAAAAAGGAGCACGUCUCCCACGAAUUAUCGGCCGCUGCUUAUGAUAUUUGUGGACUUCACCCGCAUGAUAUCACAUGUCUUUACACCUUCAUCAAAUCAGAAAGUUCUUGUCAAAUUUAG